Molecule: messenger RNA, 1125 nt
Organism: Puma concolor (puma)
Lineage: Eukaryota; Metazoa; Chordata; Mammalia; Carnivora; Felidae
Source: RefSeq, a predicted model, not a curated record
AUGACAACUCAAGUCAACGGGGCUCACAAGGAUGCUGACCUGUGGUCCUCGCAUGAGAAGAUGCUGGCACAGCCCCUCAAAGACUGCGACACCGAGGUUUACGACAUCAUCAAGAAGGAGAGUAACCGGCAGAGGGUUGGGCUGGAGCUGAUCGCCUCAGAGAAUUUCGCCAGCCGGGCAGUUCUGGAGGCUCUGGGCUCUUGCUUAAAUAACAAGUACUCUGAAGGGUACCCAGGGCAGAGGUAUUAUGGCGGGACGGAGUUCAUCGAUGAGCUGGAGAUCCUCUGUCAGAAGCGGGCGCUACAGGUCUAUGAUCUGGACCCCCAAUGCUGGGGGGUCAAUGUCCAGCCCUACUCAGGCUCCCCGGCAAACUUCGCCGUGUAUACCGCGCUGGUGGAACCCCACGGGCGCAUCAUGGGCCUCGACCUGCCCGACGGGGGCCACCUGACCCACGGGUUCAUGACAGACAAGAAGAAAAUCUCUGCUACGUCCAUCUUUUUUGAAUCCAUGCCCUAUAAGGUGAACCCAGACACUGGCUACAUCAACUAUGACCAACUGGAGGAAAAUGCCCGCCUCUUCCACCCGAAGCUGAUUAUUGCAGGGGUCGCCGUGGCCCUGAAACAAGCCAUGACUCCGGAAUUCCGGGUGUACCAGCGCCAGGUGGUGGCCAACUGCAGGGCUCUGGCUGAGACCUUGAUGGAGCUGGGCUACAAAGUGGUAACAGGUGGUUCUGACAACCAUUUGAUCCUCGUGGAUCUCCGUUCCAAAGGCACGGAUGGUGGCAGGGCCGAGAAGGUACUAGAAGCCUGCUCUAUAGCCUGCAACAAGAACACCUGUCCAGGUGACAAAAGCGCACUGCGGCCCAGCGGACUGCGUCUGGGGACUCCGGCACUGACAUCCCGCGGAUUUUUGGAAAAAGAGUUCCAAAAAGUGGCCCAGUUUAUUCACAGAGGGAUAGAACUGACUCUGCAGAUUCAGGACGACGUUGGUGCCAGAGCCACCCUGAAGGAGUUCAAGGAGAAACUGGCCGGGGACGAGAAGCACCAAAGGGCCAUCAGGGCUCUCAGGGAGGAAGUGGAGAGCUUCGCGGCUCUCUUCCCUCUGCCUGGCCUGCCUGCCUUUUAG